AUGAGUGCGACGAAAAAACCGAAGCAAAAGGAGGGGGAGGCGUCGGGUAAUUUGGAGGGAAUGGAGAAAUUCGCGGUUUACGUUGAAGGAGGUGCCGAGCCUGCACUUGCGGAUGCUAGUCAUGUGAAUGAUGCUGACCAGGUGGAUGCUAGUCAUGUGAAUGAUGCUGACCAGGUGGAUGCUAGUCAUGUGAAUGAUGCUGACCAGGUGGAUGCUAGUGAAGUAGCGGGUCCGUCAUUGGUUGUAAGGGCUAGGGGGGCAUCGCAUGUAAGCAGCACCUUGGUCAGGAGUAGUGUGGAGAAAUCAGACCGGUUGGCGGGAGAAGUUACGAGAGUUUUGGUAUUGUACGGUAGCGAGUGGGGAACGACUGAGAAGCUAGCGGAGUGCGUCUCAAGUUGGUUUGAGAGCCACACGUGUGUGGUGGACGUCGCGUCUUUUGAGGACUGGAAGCAAUUGGAACUGACGGACGGGAAGGUGUUGACGGUAUUCAUGGCGUCUACGACGGGUGAGGGCGACCCUCCUACGACAGCGGUUGAGUAUUGGACGGCCCUGAAGAAGACAGCCAAUGCCGAGCUGUGUGUGCCCAAAUUGUGUUUCAUUAUUGGCUUGGGCCACUCAGCCUUCGCAUCUUAUAACCAGUUCGGUAAGGACCUGGACAAGCGGCUGCGCGCUCUGAACCACGGUGCCCACAUGCUGCUACCGGCGCCGCUUCUUGUGGACACGGCCGACGAAGACUUCAGAGCGCGUCUGUUGCACAAAUUGGACCUGCUCCUUCCAACGAUAACAGAGCGACUUAAUUUCGAUGCAAUGGCCCAGGCAGCCGCGCGAUCCAGCCUAAAAUUAGUUAUAGGCCCUUGUCCCGGAACAGAUCCUUGUCCCGGAACAGAUCCUUGUUCCGGAACAGAUCCUUGUUCCGGAACAGAUCCGGCGACCCGAUCCGGAACAGAUCCGGCGACCCGAUCCGGAACAGAUCCGGCGACCCGAUUCGGAACACAUUCUCGCAACAAUCUGGUAAUGAAUUAUCGGAGCCGUGGCAGUGUGGCUUUACGUGUGAGAGACCGCACGUUAAUGACGUCCGUGUGUGCGGAGGUCUUGGAGCAUAGUGUGGUUGGAGAGUUGCAUUUAUUACGAUUACGUUCUCUCGGAGGCGACUUGAAUUUAGCGACCGGACAGGCCUUGGCAUUGUGGGUCCCCUGUUCGCCUGCCGUGUAUAAGCUGGCCUGCGACCUCUUCGAGUUUAGCGAGGACGCUGACUGCAUUUUAGAAGAACAACCUCUCCCACCCACCGGCAAACGCCUCUUCCCUCAAUACAUGAUGGUGCGAGACGCACUCCGAUACGCCAUCGAUUGGACAGCAACCCCUGCCUGCGAUUUUAUCAAGUACCAACUCUGGCCGCUACUACCCGAGAAGACACGCUCGAGGUUCGCACUCGAAGACUUUACCCAAACGAGUCUGUCCCCAGCAAGUCUCCCUCCCCACCCAAUGGAUGACGUGGCACGCCUGGUCGAGUACGUGUGCGGCCGACGAGUAACUCUGUACGAACUACUGGAGCAGGCCCGUCGUGAUGCGGAAGGCGCUACCUACCGCCUGCCGUUGCGCCUGUUAGAGAAGCUGCCCCGCGUGUACCACCGUGCGUACACGUUGGCCAGCGAUGUGAACCGCCUGGACACGGCUACGGAAGUGACCCUCCUGAUUUCGGAGUCAUAUACCAACCCGCGUAAACACUACGACGGUCAAACAUUUGCCUACAACGCAAAUCGAGACUUUCGGGGCAACUGCGGCCAAGACCUUCUCUGCGACCGCGACUGCGACCGCGACUGCGACCGCGACUGCGACCGCGACUGCGACUGCGACUGCGACCGCGACUGA
Gregarina niphandrodes is the source of this 1869-nucleotide messenger RNA. Its product is annotated as flavodoxin. Gene Ontology annotation, molecular function: electron transfer activity; NADPH-hemoprotein reductase activity; flavin adenine dinucleotide binding. The record is from RefSeq and is a predicted model, not a curated record. Gene Ontology annotation, cellular component: cytosol. The transcript is spliced from 2 exons. Lineage: Eukaryota; Apicomplexa; Conoidasida; Eugregarinorida; Gregarinidae. The coding region runs from base 1 to 1869 and encodes 622 amino acids.